AUGAGUGCAUCGGCUCAGCCUCAGUCCAAGCCAGGGGACUUUGAGGCCGUUCGCAAGUCCAUAACCAACCUCCUCAAGCAGCCCGAGUACGAUGAUGGCUCCGCCGGACCCGUGCUCGUGCGUUUAGCAUGGCACUCAGCCGGGACUUAUGACGCCGAGACGGACACUGGAGGUUCCAACGGCGCUGGUAUGCGAUACGAGGCCGAGGGGGGAGACCCAGCCAACGCCGGCCUGCAACACGCUCGCCUCUUCCUCGAGCCAGUCAAGGCCCAGCACCCCUGGAUCACAUACUCCGACCUCUGGACCCUGGCGGGCGUGACAGCAAUCAAGGCGAUGGGAGGGCCGGACAUCCCUUGGUACCCAGGGCGGACCGACUUCGUCGACGACUCCAAGCUCCCGCCGCGCGGCAGGUUGCCCGAUGGCGCAUUGGGGGCAGACCACAUCCGGGCGAUAUUUUACCGGAUGGGGUUCAGCGACCAGGAGAUCGUGGCGCUGAGCGGCGCGCACAAUCUGGGCCGCUGCCACACGGCCAACUCGGGCUUCGAGGGCAAGUGGGUCAACAACCCGACGAGGUUCUCGAACCAGUACUUCCGGCUGCUGAUCAGCGAGGAGUGGAAGGAGAAGACGCUCGAGUCCGGUGUCGUGCAGUUCGCCGCCGUCGACCCCAUCACCGAGGACGAGCUAAUGAUGCUGCCGACCGACCUGGCGCUGGUCCGCGACCCGGAGUUUCUGAAAUGGGUCAAGGUCUACGCCAAGGACAAGGACGUCUUCUUCGAGGAUUUCAAGAACGCUUUUCUCAAGCUGAUGGAGCUGGGAAUCAACAGGGAUGCUGACGGGAAGAUCACGAACACGGACAAUGAGCUAGGAGGUUAUCACAGCGCCCCAAAGAAGUCGGAGCAGUUGGGGCGGCCAGGAGAGGUCCAGAGCAAGGGUCAAAUUGGGAAGGAAGCAGAGCCUCUCGCGAAGCAAAAUGAAGAAUUCAGGGCACGGGCGAAAUUGUAA
Messenger RNA from Diaporthe amygdali, 1002 nucleotides. RefSeq names its product cytochrome c peroxidase. Bases 1 to 1002 code for a protein of 333 amino acids. Gene Ontology annotation, biological process: response to reactive oxygen species; hydrogen peroxide catabolic process; cellular response to oxidative stress. The record is from RefSeq and is a predicted model, not a curated record. Gene Ontology annotation, molecular function: heme binding; peroxidase activity. The transcript has a single exon. Lineage: Eukaryota; Fungi; Ascomycota; Sordariomycetes; Diaporthales; Diaporthaceae.